Messenger RNA from Corticium candelabrum, 918 nucleotides. RefSeq lists its product as uncharacterized. The coding region runs from base 23 to 823 and encodes 266 amino acids. Lineage: Eukaryota; Metazoa; Porifera; Homoscleromorpha; Homosclerophorida; Plakinidae. The record is from RefSeq and is a predicted model, not a curated record. The transcript has 4 exons.
AGAAGUGGGUAAAGCGUUAGGUAUGCCAUUAGUGUGUAGCAUUGAAUCAGCUAGUGAGGUGUUGGAAACUUGGAGUCAAAACUUGAACGCUACCGAAGAUUAUCUUGUGGAAGUUCUGAAGAGGCCAGACAUUAACGGUACAGAUGCAUUGAUGGUUCUUGGACAUCAGCAUCACAUUGCUGCCGAAAACAGCUUCAACUCACCUCCAGCAGAGCUAAGGAAAGAAGACACAGCUUCACAAGAUGGUGCUACAAGCUCAACAGCAACAGCAACAAAUGUUCAUUUCUGUCCACCAGUGACACAAAGAAUGAGGACCACUACACCUACACUAGAACCUCCAAGACAACUGGCUGGAAAAGGAGAUGAACAAGUAGUAGAGCAGCAGAUUCAACAGAUAGAACAACUGAGAAUGGAAGGCUCAUCAAACGAUAGAGAAAUUGCUGAAGCGACACAACAAACUGUUGCUAUUCAUGUCGACAGAAAAACCGAGCAACCAACUGCAAAAGCAGAAGCCGAGAAAAAAUGCACAGAUGAUGAAAUUGUGAGAGUAGCCACACUAGUUUCUGAUUGGGAGAAGCUCGUUUCUCUGUUGUCACCAAAAUUAUUUUCAGUUGGAGUUAUUGAUGACAUAAAGAAAGCAGACCAACAACCGUUUAUGCAAGCUCGAAGAGCAUUAGCUAAAUGGGUUGAUUACAUGGCCGACAAAGCUCUUAGAAGAAUGAUGAUCAAGACAAUGUGUGUCGACAUGAGUUUGAGAGCACAAGCUAUAGAAGUUUUUGGUGCUAAUUUGGUAGAGCAGGUUUGUCCACAGCAAGAAUUAUAAUAUUUUUACUGCAUUAAUAAUUUGCAGCCAAAACAUUUUAUGGUACUGUAUCAAGUUUAGUCUUUUCAGUUUAAUAGAAUGUCUUGCCAAAUUUA